Molecule: messenger RNA, 4342 nt
Organism: Plutella xylostella (diamondback moth)
Lineage: Eukaryota; Metazoa; Arthropoda; Insecta; Lepidoptera; Plutellidae
Cellular component (GO): extracellular region
Molecular function (GO): protein binding
Source: RefSeq, a predicted model, not a curated record
GUAAAAUUACGCUUACUUGCUUGUUUUUUACGUAAUCCUGCGGAAUCGUGAGCCUUCGUACUACCACGUUGUGGUGGAGUGCCAUUAGGGUCCUUACGUCAGAGCUCGACGCGACGGGAGACGAGUGGACGCGAAUGAUGCGAUGACCAAUGGCCAUCCUCGGAGUCUACGGGACGCCAGCAGGCGGCGGCGGCGGCGGCGCGGGCUCGCCAGUCCGCCGCGCGCGCCCGCCCCGACCGCGCGCCCCGGCCACCAUGCCGCGCCUGCUGCCCGCGCUGUGUCUGCUGCACGCACUCGCCCACUCCGCAGCACUGUACCAAGAUGGGUCUGCGCAGGAGUUUCUGCACAGCGAUCGAGACUACAGAGCAAUAGCGUCAUCAGCGGCGUCGCCCCGCGGCUGCCUGUACGCGGGGCGCUGGUACGCGCCGGGCGCGGCGGUGCCGGCGGCGGCGGCGUGCCUGCGCUGCCGCUGCGCCGGCGCCGCGCUGGCGUGCGCCCGCCGCGCCUGCGCCGCGCUGCCCGACCCGCCGCCGCCGCGCUGCCACGUGCUGCACCGCCGCGGCGCCUGCUGCCCCGAGCUGCAUUGUCCUAACGGCGUGGUGAUGAUGGAGCAGGGCGCCUCCGCGCGGCUGGACGACGAGGCGGAGGAGCACGCCGUGUCGCACACCUCCCUUAACCACGUGGUUCCAGCGUGCGUGUCGGGCGGCGCGGUGUUCGCGGCGGGGUCGGCCAUGGAGUCCGCGGUGGCGUGCGAGCAGUGCUUCUGCCUCGGCGGCGCCCGUCGCUGCGUGCGGCCGCGCUGCCUGCCGCCGCCGCCCGGCUGCACGCCGCGCCCCGCGCCCCCCGCCUGCUGCCCGCAACGGUACUACUGCGACAAAGAACAGCAGCCCAAGGAGACUCCUAAUGACUGCCGCAUCAACGGGCGGCUGAUCCCGGAGGGCGAGCGCGUGGUGGAGUCGGAGCGCAACUGCUCCCGCUGCUUCUGCCUGCGCGGGGCAGCGCGCUGCCAGCCGCUGGCCUGCGCGCCGCCGCUGCUGGGCUGCCGCCCGCUGCUGCGCGCCGGCCAGUGCUGCGCGCACCAGUACCAGUGCGACCACGGGCAUAAACCAGAAAUAACCGAUUUCGGAACCAAUGUACUGAGAACAAAUCUUCUGGCCUACAAUGCACUGUCGACGGUAAAUAUAGAAGACCGUUCUUUCCAUGCUGCAGAAACAACUAACUUCGACGAAGCUUCAACAUUAUCGCUAAAGACAGUUACAGAAAAAUCAAGUCCCGUAUUUCCUACAAGAAAUGAUGACAUCAGCACAAACAAAGUGAAAAGAAAAACAAACGAGCCGGCUCCUGUUACCACAUCAAGCCAAAAAAAUCAACAAAAUAUUAGCUCCACAACUAGCUCCAGCCCAAAAGUAAAGGCGACGACAACAACCACUAAAGUGAUGACAACUAAGGUCCCAACCACUAAAGUACUGACCACAAAAGUAGCGACUACUAAAGUACCAACCACAAAAGAACUGCUCACUACAGAAAAAACCACCACUACAACUGAAGAAGCCAUCUCAUCUACUGAGACAGUUACAGAAACCGAAAGAACAUCAACGGAUCUGCCGGAAGGAUCUAUCAAAAUAGUAAUUAACGGUACUAUCAAUUGCACAACGGAAUUCUCUUCAGUAAAUACCACAGUAACAAGAGAGGAAGCAGAACAAAUACUUAAAGAAAGUAUUCCAAGAACCCCACUUAUUGAUAGGAUGGAUGUUGAAGAGCAAACAUUCAAUCCCAACGAUAUUAUUACAGACAGAACUGUUAAUGGUUUUGAUGAAAACGAAUCAUUUACAAUAAAUGUUACAAGCUCGCUUAUUACAAAUACCUCUCAUUCAGGAUCUGCAUCAGCAGUAAUGUCCAAGCCAGGAGUAGUUACUGAUGUUAAAGUAGCUAUAAAUGCAACAAAGAAAACAAAAGAAGAUGAUGAUUAUGAUUAUGCCGAACCAACGUUACCACCAUCGUUACCCAAUUUAAAGAUUAUACCGUUUGUAGCAGCAGAUGCAGUGCUUGAUGAAGAAGAGGCCGAUACUCACAAAGAUACGCUCACAUAUCCGAUGUUGGAGAGAGAAGACAAGUUUCCAGUGUACUACCCCAAACCAAGCAAAGAUACUCAUUUCGCAACUAGACGUGAAGACGUGUACCAUCCUACCAACUAUCCCAUGUAUACGCCAGAAAAAGAAGAUACUGAAUAUGAAGCACCACUUACUCACGAAGAAGAUGUAUCAAACUCUGCUUACCCCAAUAUGAGCAAUGAUUUGGCGUCUUCCGUACAAGAGUAUACAGUAUCGGCUUCUGUGGGUAGUCCACUAUCAGGAUCGUCCAAGGCUGUCACAAAAAUGCCUUCAAGUACCACUUAUGAAGUGGAAAAACCAUCAGUGAAUUUAUUCUCACCACCUGUAGAAACUGAAGGAGGGUUUGUACCCAAGGGACCUGGCAUAAUAGGCGAAUACUUUGGCGUUUACCCCAGCACCCCGGCAGGUCCCCACAUCCCGCACCUGACGACCUCCAUGCAGCUGGACCCGGCGGAUGGCGAGUGCUCGACCAGCGACGGGCGCCGCGUGGCUGAAGGAGACUCCGUGUCGCUGGCCUGCUCCGUGUGCACCUGCGCGUGGGGCGAGCUGCACUGCUCCCCGCGCCCCUGCCCCGCCCCGCCCGGCUGCCGCCGCCGCCCCGCCGGCACCAGCACCGCUGACCUCUGCUGUGGAGAACUUGUCUGCGAUCAAGACAAUUACACCGAGCCCGCCGUAUCGUUGACGACUGAAUCUGAAAUGAGUACCACCACGGACGAAACCAAAUCUAGUUCCUCAGAAAGUUCUGUGACUGAACGGGUAAAGCCAGACGCUAUUCGGACAGAAAAACCUCCUGAUAUGAAGGAACUAAUUGCUAAUAACACUCCAACCAUUAAUACUGCUAAAGAUAAACCACUGAAAAAAGCUGAAGCAGGCAAUAAUGCCGAUGUUAAAAGUAAUACAACAACCACCCCGAAACUUUCGCCAUCUACUACUGAGCCAACACUAGCGGUAUCUUCAACGACUGUUCCGCCAGUCAUCACUGAGAAAGCGACUACUACUGCUGAUCCGCCUGAAUCUGUUGACCAGAGCAACGAAUCCCCAGAAUACGAUGAAGACGAGGAAGAUAACGGAGGAUUCUCUUUUGGGAAUGUACUGAAGUUGUUGUUGAGUGAAACUUACGAUGCAACGACGGCACCACCAGCCAAGAAGAAGCCGCAACCCACCACGCCGCCACGACCCGAGGCGCCGAGACCCACUCCACCCAACAGAAGCCAGUAUCCACUGAGUGCCCCGUCCCCUACUCCCCAACAUGCACACAAUACAUCAUCACCGCUGCCUGCAGCACCGGCGAGCAAACCUCCAGCGCCUCCCCCCGCUGUAGCUCCGUUCGUGCCCCUCCCCCCGCACCGGCCCCCCUACACCCCGCAGAAGCACCUGUACCCGUCGUCCUUCGCGCCCACCAGCGUCAACCGCAUCGACCACCUGGUGCUGGGCGAGGCCACGGCCAUCCGCCGACCCAGCACGCGGCCCGCCGGCCCCGCGCGGCCCAGCACGCGGCCCGCCGACACCGCGCGCCCCUUCACCAGCGCCUACAAGCCCACGUCCUCGCCGCGGCCGCCCGCCACGAGGAAGACCACCACCAGUCCUCCUGAAGUGACGACGAGAGAAGAAGUGACGGUCGCGGAGGUGCAGAACUCGCUGUCCCCGGACGUUGGGCGGCCGCCGCCGUGGGCGGGCGGGCUGGGCGGCGGCGCGGGGCUGCUGAAGCUGGCGGGCUGCAACAUCUACGGGCGCAUGUACCGCGUGGGCCGCAUCAUCGCCGAGCUGUCCAGCGCGUGCCAGGAGUGUCGCUGCACGGAGCAGGGCGUGCAGUGCCGCGCGCUCGCCUGCUGAUGCCUGCGCCAGGCUCCCGGCACUCCGCAUGGACGGACAGUGAGUGAGUGUGAGUGACUGUACUAUAGUGUAAGGGUAUUUAUGAAGCAAGACUACUGAAGCAUUUAUUAAAGUAACGGCCGCCGGCGCAUGAUCUCAUAUUACAUAAAUAGUAAAUACCAUAGAAACGUACCUACCAUAGACUUAACUUUAAACCCGCAAAGUGUCAAAAGAGAUUCUUCAAGUGUUAUCUACAAUUUUCUACCGUUUCACUGACUUGCCCGAUAAUUUUAAUGAAAUUAUUCUUAUAUCGUGUGUAAGUAUGUAGGUUUUAAGUAAUUGUAAGUUGUAAUUAAAUACUUGUAAGAUUUUUAUGGCAACAAAUAUGUCUUAAGUAGUAAUAAAACGAUUUAAAUAGA